CAUAUUUGCUUGGCAUCGCGAAUCGAUGCUUCUAUUCUACUGUACGGUAAGUGGUUUGGCUUGGCAAUUCACAUACGAUCCUCAUAUAGACCAUGAUAGCUUGUUUGAUCUUCGCGAUCCUAGGAGGAAGCGACAUAAUGAAUUGGGCUGAAUGUUAAUUCUCUUGAACUUCUCGAAGCGUUAAUGAGCCUUUUCUAUUCUGUUUCCUUCCUUAUUUUCAUUUCUCUUUCCUUCAGCUCUUGACGGGUAUCAUUUUUACUUACACUUCUCUUCUUCACCCGGGCCCGGAUCUGCCCGCUUCAUUCCCCUUUCUCUUCUACUUUCUCUUCUCGAUAAUAUUUCUGUCCGUAGUACUUUUUACCUUCAAGUAAUCAGGAUGUUGACCGUCCGUUCGUUGUCCUUGUUCUUAGCCCUCGGCCUGCUCUCCGCUGUGGAAGCGGCUCCUCAGAGCAGAGGGAGGACCGGUAGGAAGAAGGGAGGUCAGAUUAGCAAGGGCCAACAACAAGCUACAACCGCUUUUGCUCAGGCACAACAGAUACCACAAGGCGUCUCAACCGCGACAGAUGGAAGUACUAUAUUGGACACCAAUGCUACAGUGAAUGGCCUCCCUCUACGCUUCAAAGUCUCCGCGCCCGCGGAUCAAUUCACAACGGACUCAGGCGUGGCAGGCGCUACACAAGCUGCCGGAGCGGCUGGUAACUUAGGUUUGAACGUGCUCUUGCACGGCGACGGCGGGCAGUCCUUCUUUGACUUCCCCAACCAAGCUGUACAAGACGGCCUAGCCGGCGUUGCCGUUCUCGCCCCAGAUCCAAACCUCUUCUGGGGUGGCGGUUCCGGUCUCGACCGAACCGACGGUGUCGCACACUCGCAAGCCGUCGCCGACCUCAUCGCCAACGUGCUACCCAGCAUGGUAGCUUUCGACGCCAACAAGGUCAGUUUCACCGGUGUGUCCGGCGGUUCGCUUCUGCUCUCCGGCUUUUUCAUGCCGGCACACAUGGCCCAAUUCGCGGGCGCCGCGGGCCAGGAGUCGCAAGUCCUACUCAACUGCGGCGGUCUCGAACCCCAAGUCGAUGUCUCAGCGGACAACGCGGCAGCGCUCGCCGCCACGCGCGUCCAUUUCCAAAGUACGCAGCAGGAGCUCUCGCUACUACAGCCCGCCAUUCCCGCCGCGAUCCAGGCGUACGAACAAAUCGUGACGGGGCAAGGACUAGCCGCCGAUGCGGUCGGCGCACUACAGACGGUGGACAACUCGCCCAACGGCGGUCACUGCGAGUUCGACGAGAAGGACUUCGUAUCCGGUGUUCAACUCAUGGCCGAUUCGUUCUCGGCUGUCGUCCAGGGCGGCGAUGGUGUCCUCGCCGGAACAAAUGUAAAUGUCCUAAAUCCCGUUGUUGGGAACGAGGAUUUGGUCUUCUCGGGCGCAUCGUAGAAAAGGAGAGAUGAUGGAGAAAGGGCGAUAUAGGGAUUUUGUAUAAAAGUAAACUCUUAUGCUAGACGAGAACAGAAAAAGGUCCAGCUGUAAGAUAUGGCUCCCGGUGUUCUUGUUAUAUGCCAUUGUGUACAUGUGCCCCCUGCUUUUUGUAAUUGUGGAAUUCGCUGCCUAUCUUUUGGUACUUAGGUACUUAAAUAUCUGGGG
Messenger RNA from Hypoxylon trugodes, 1636 nucleotides. RefSeq lists its product as uncharacterized. The transcript has 2 exons. The record is from RefSeq and is a predicted model, not a curated record. NCBI's taxonomy places the organism in Eukaryota, Fungi, Ascomycota, Sordariomycetes, Xylariales, Hypoxylaceae. The coding region runs from base 377 to 1429 and encodes 350 amino acids.